This is a messenger RNA of Pyrus x bretschneideri (Chinese white pear), 4242 nucleotides long. Its product is annotated as protein timeless homolog. The record is from RefSeq and is a predicted model, not a curated record. Gene Ontology annotation, cellular component: replication fork protection complex. Gene Ontology annotation, molecular function: DNA binding. Lineage: Eukaryota; Viridiplantae; Streptophyta; Magnoliopsida; Rosales; Rosaceae. Gene Ontology annotation, biological process: replication fork arrest; DNA replication checkpoint signaling; DNA repair.
UCAAAAUGAACCCUUUCUCGGAGAUCUGAUCGCUCUCGCGCCAAAUUCCUCCACUCCUCAUCUCCUCCAGAAAUCCCAAACUCUCCAACCCUCGUUUGAAAACGGUACCGUUUCACGGAAGAUGGACUUGGAAGGCUUAUCGGUAAUAUGCUGUGAUCUGGGGAUUGCAGAAGAAGAUGACAAUGGCAACCGGAUCGGCUACUCCAAGGGCAAGUACUGCUUAGAUAAUCUGAAAGAUUUGCUAAGGUUUUUGAGGCGUGAUGACCCGCAGAAUCGGGAUGUUUUUAAGCAAGUCUGUAAAUGGAAUAUUGUAGAUCAGCAUUUGGUACCUAUCAUUGAACACUGCCAAGCUGAUACCAACUUGGUUUUGAAUGCAGUGAAGGUUCUGGUGUUCCUAACUAUGCCAGUUGAGCCUUCGUCGAAUGAUGUUUUGCAACAGAUAGAGUUUCUGUGGAAGUUGAAGUCUUCGAUUACAUCUAGUGAUACUGUUGCAGUUAUAGUAUCACUUCUGGAAAGCCCACUGGAAAAUUUGGAACGUGAUGCAUUCACGGAGGAUGACUGGAAACUGGUGCAGCUGGUACUUACUUUAUUCCGAAACAUCUUAGCUGUUCAAGAAAUUUCACAGCAGCAGAAGGCUGGAGGAAUGGCCAUUCAAUUUGUAUCUCUCAGAGAUAGAUUUCUAGAACUUUUAUUUCAUGAGAACGUGAUGGACAUAGUUUUAGUCAUAACCCAGCAUAUUGGUGAUUCCCGUUGCUAUCUCUGUCAUGAUAACUUGCUUUUAUUGGAAAUUUUCCAUUACAUAUUCAUGGGUCAAGAACCAGAAUUGAUUGCAAACGCAUAUUCAAAGGGUCCUAAGGUGGAUGGAAACACCGCUAUUUCUCUAAAUAGUCUCAAGUCCAUAAUGGAGGAAGAAGAAGAAGAGAAAAAAAGACUUUCUAGACUACGUAACAUGAGUCGCCAUUCACAUUUUAGUGGAACAUUUACCCAGCUCACCAUGGAUGGUUCUGUGGCAGUUUUGAAGGGAAGGCCUACUUCUACCUCUUGUAAAACCAUGCUUAAACCACAUAAUCCCCGGGGUCCAGUAAAAAAAAUUGCUUGGGAUCAUGGGACAUUGCCUUCAACAAAGGAUAAGAUUUUAGAAUUGCUCCAUGAUUUUGUAAACCAGUUUUUAUCAGGGGGUUACAAUGUUCUGAUGCAGUCAAUUCGUGAGAAUAUUGAAAAGGAACACCCCUCAAUUCAGAAGAGUGAUGUUGUUGUCUUCUUUCAAGUUGCUCAGUUUGCUAUUUCUUUCCAGUAUCACAAGUCUUCAAUUUCUAAGCCAAGCAUGGGCACAGAAGCAGAUCCAACUGAAGCUCCCACUGAUAAAGAUGCUGAUAGCACAUUCUUCAAAGGUGAUGUUUGUGGACCCAUUGCAGCAUCAGUGAACGAAUCUAUGUUUCAACUAGUCAUUUCAAAGUGGCGUUAUGCAUAUGAUAGCUUGAAGGAAACACAUGACUACAAGUUUUUGUCUGCAGCUGGUUCUCUUAUGAAAAAUAUGAUUCGCAUGCUAGAUUUGGUGCUUAAGUUAUUGCCGGCAGAUUCCAAGGAGCCUCAAACAGCUCGCAUACUUCUCUACAAAUUAUUUUAUGAUCAGACUGAUGAGGGAAUGACUCACUUCCUCAUAAAUUUACUCAAAUCAUUUGACACUUACAAACAACCCAGAAGUGAUCUUGCAGAUUUGAUAGAGAUGGUUUAUAAAGUUUUACGGCUCAUGGAAAACCUUCAAGCAGGCGGAACCUUGAGGGUUUCUAAAAAAUCUAGGAAAGUGAGGAAGAAGAAAGCACCGAUCGAGAAGGAAACAGAAAAUAAACUCUUAGAAGAACAUGCUACCAUUCAAAAAGAGAUUGGCAUCUCCAAUGAAGAGCAAUCAACAGAUGUGAAUGUGACAGAGAACAGAAGCCUAAACACAAUUUCUGAUGGGAAAGAAGACACCAUUAUCCCUGAUCAGCCUGAUGAAUGCAAAAUAUCUUUGUUGGAGACAGAAAAAAUUGAAAGUCUGGCACAGAUCGAUCGCAGAGAUUCUGACCAUGUCAAUGGCGAUCUUGGUUAUGGCACAGGCGAUUCUUCUGCUGAUGAGCAGGUAGCUGCAACUGAUGAAGUUGAUUUUAAGGUGUCAACUUUGAUUUCUGCUUUUGCAAGCCACAGCAUCAUCCAGAAGUUGUGUUGGUUGCUUAAGUUUUAUAAGACUAACUCAACCAGUACAAAUCACUACAUAGUUAGCAUGCCAAAGAUCAGUGAUGACCUGGGGCUCUCUCCGAUGUUGUAUCAGUUAUCACUCCUCACUACAUUCUAUGACAUUCUAGCUGAGCAGAAGUCAUGUCCAUGCAAGGCGUUUGAAAAUAUUGUCGAUUUUUUGAAAAGUUUGGUCAGAAAAAUGCUUAAAAAAAUGAAAAAUCAACCCCUUCUUUUUGUGGAAGUUCUCUUCUGGAAAACUCGCAAAGAAUGCCAUUACAUUAAUGCUGAGUAUUUAUUGCAAGAGCUUGGCCAUUUGAAGAAAGAAACUAGAAACUGGGCAAACAGUUUAGGGGAUGACGAAAUUGGUCAGUCACUGGACAAAGGAUGGACAAGUAGAAGCAUAGCAGAUGCACUUGGUGAAGAUGAAGCUGACGUCGUUCUCCCUCAUGACCUUGGAUAUGAGAAUGAUGGAGAAAAUUCUGACAAAGCGAAGGGAGGUACUGCAUCUAUUUCAGAUAAUGAGAUUGAUGGGCAAGCUAAUUAUGACAAUGAGGGAAAGUCCAUAGAGAAUGAAACUGAGAGGGUUUCUAUUAAAAACAAGCGACUUGUUAUUGGAGCUGAACUGGAGAUGAAAAUUAAGGAUCUGUAUGAGAAAUUCAAGGAUGACCAGAAUUGUAGUCAUCUUAUUGCGGAAGCUCUUGAUCCUGAUGGUAAAGUUUCAUCAGCUCAAAUUUCCAACAAGCUUAAACAGCUAGGGCUGACAGUUGCACGAAGGAAAAGAAUUCGGAAAGCUCAGGAAUCUGUUUCCACUGGGCCUAGUCAAAUUGGUGGAGAUGGAAGAGUAGAGGAAGCAGUUAACACUCAUUCUGAAUCAAAAAGCCAGCCUUUGCUAGCAAGAAAAAGGGUCCGUGCCCUCAGUGAAGAUCAGGAAGCUAAUAUCAGAGCUUUGUAUGAGCAAUUUAAAGACCAUAAGAAGUGCAGCCAUAUGAUCGCAAAUGCGAUGGAUGGAGAUGGGAAAUUCACAGCUCCUCAAGUUUCUCGUAAGCUUAAGCAGCUUGGUUUGCAUAUUCCUCGGAAGAAGAGGCCUUCAGGUGGCAUGCUGAAGGAUGAGGAUCAUAGCGACUCUAAUGCAAACAAAAUGCACGACUCAGAUGAUGAAACGUUGUUUUCAUUAAUGAAAAGGGGCAAAAAGGAUGGUAGCAAGGAGUUGCUAGAACAGACUGCGGGACGAGAAGCGUUGGAAGAUGAUUCUGAUGAUGAAAUCCUAAGCUCUGUUCUCAAGAAAACUAGGCGAUCCCUUUCCAAGUCCAUGGAUCAAAAUUCCGAAUCCAUCUCGAUUCAGGGAACAGAAAGCGGCAGUGUUUUGGAAAAUGAAGUUGACGUAGGUGCUGCUGCCAAACGUGCUAGUCUGAAUGGCACAGAACAAGCUGAAGUCACAGGCACCAUCAGUGGUAAUGCAUUAGAUGUUGGACCUGUGAAAAAUUUGGAGGAUUUGCUACGUCAGGACAUGGACACUGAUUUGGCAGAAUCGGAGGAUGAAGUAGGUACAUUGCCAGUGAGUGGUGUAAGCAGAAGGAGGUCAAGGAUGGUACUUGAUGAUGAAGAUGAUGACUGAGAUUGCAGCACGAUCAGGUUUCACCGUGCUGGAGUGUCGAAGGACGGUUUAGUUUCCGACUCAGCUGGAGUUGUUAUACCAUUAUCCAUUGUAGCAUGCAUGUCAGAGAUUUACGUAUAGUUACGGCAGCAUGAUCAGGUUUCACCGUGCUGAGUACAGAAGUGGUGAAAUCAUCCAUUUUUCUUAAACCUGCAGUAGAAUUUGGAUUAGUGAUAUGUGUGUACAUUGUGUAAGGGACUCCUGUGGACAGGAAAGGUCACCUCCGAACUGUUGGACCUUAGAUGCAGCGUGGGUCAUCAUCCUACAAAUGGUGGUCCCACAAUUGCCCCCGACUAUCGAUUUCCGGAUUGUAGAGGUUGAACUGAUGAAGAUUUUGGAGCAGUUCUAUCGCAUUAUAUACCAACGUUCAUCCC